CUUGACGACAGCUGAGUCGCGGUGUGUUUUGCGCUGUGCGCUGCGCGGGUGGCGGUUCGCCUCAAGUUAUAAAGAAAGUUGCAAAUACUGCAAGGUUUUCGGGCUGCAUUGUAGACAAGAAAGAUUUGAAAGCUACGCGAGAAAGGCAAGAUGGCAUCAGUUAUGGCAUCCAGGUUCUCAGUAUUAAAAAUUGAGGAUGAUUCUGAUCAAGAGCGGGAGAAAGCAGCAAGGAAAAAGGCUUCUGAUGAAGAAAAGGGUAAGAAAAAGCUCACCAAGAAAAAGAAGAAGAAGACAGAGCCAGCCCUUGAUGCUGAGCUGCAAUCAAUGGCAUUUGGUUUGCCAAAGCCAAAGCAGCAGUCCAAGCAGAAGAAGCCAGCAGUAGAUUCACCAAAGAAGGCAGCAGAGGCUGACUGGCAGGAAUGGGAGAAAAGGGACCAAGUGCUGGUCGACGACACGUUCGAGAAGGACCUGCAGCAGGCGAUGAUGAUGUCCAAGGUGGACUUCGAGCGGGCGAACCUGCUGGCCGCCAACGGCGACGGGCCCGAGGCGCCCAAACAGAAGGCGAAGAAGGUCAAGCCAAACAUCCUCAGCGUAGACCAGCUGCAGACUCUCUCGACGUCGCAGAUUGACCAGCGCGACUAUCGGCACUUGAUGGCGCCGGCGCCCGGCCGGCCGCCGGCGCCCGGCCCGGCCGGCGCCGCCGGCGGCGACGGCGGCGACUUCUUCGACCAGGUGGAGCGCAAGACGCGCGAUGCGCUGCACCGCGAGAGGGCGCUGGAGAGCAUCCGGCAAGACCUGCUGCAGCUGCGGCUGGCCGCCAAGGAGUCCGAGGUGGAGGAGCUGGCGCUGGAGCUGGAGCGCACGCGCGACGAGCUGAAGCUGGCCAAGGCGCGCACCAAGCGCGUGCUGGGCGUGCUGACGCAGUCGGAGACCAAGGAGAAAGUUCAGCUGAUCGUGGGCCUGGAGAAGGCCCAGGCGGCGUGCGAGGCGGCGGAGCGGGAGCGGGCCGACAUGUCGGCCCAGGUUACCGGCCUCUUGGCCCAGCUGGAGCAGGAGCGCAGCCGCGUGCACCAGCUCACCACCCAGCUGCGGCGGGUCCAGGGCAACAAGCGGAGGGGGCAGAGCGAAAACGAAACGGCAGAAUCCGCCGAGUGA
Molecule: messenger RNA, 1155 nt
Organism: Pollicipes pollicipes
Lineage: Eukaryota; Metazoa; Arthropoda; Thecostraca; Pollicipedomorpha; Pollicipedidae
Product: G kinase-anchoring protein 1-B
Exons: 8
Coding region: 151-1155 (334 amino acids)
Biological process (GO): signal transduction
Cellular component (GO): Golgi apparatus
Source: RefSeq, a predicted model, not a curated record